AUGCCAAUCUUACCAAUCAUCACAUUCAAGGCCGGCCAGUGCGAGGUUGAUACCUCCUCUAAGCCUUACAAGGUGAAGCCGCAAUCUGAGCCUGGUUACAUCUAUCUAUACUCCGAAGAUGAUCUUGUCCAUUUCUGCUGGCGCAAGCGCAGUGAGCCACUCGACAACCCCGAGCUGGACCUGAUCAUGGUUCCCACCGAUGGCAGCUUCACUGCCUACGAAUCUACAACAUCUUCCGAGCCCACCUCCAAGACUGAUGGUCGCAUUUUCGUCCUCAAGUUCUCUUCGUCAUCCCAACGAUACAUCUUCUGGCUACAGUCAAAGCCACAGAGUGAGAACGGAGACGCAGCCUACUACAGUCCUCGUGAUCGCAAGAUCGGCGAUAUCGUUAAUCGAUUGCUACAGGGCGAGGAAGUCGAGGUGGCUGAGGAAAUGGCCACCGUCCGCAACGAUGACCAAGACGACGAUGAGGACGAGGCCAUGGAGGAUGCCGACAACCAGCGUCCUCGAGAGCAACGAGGCAGCGGAGGCGCGGGACCUGAUGCUACAGGAGGAGAUGUCCGCGAGGAGGGCGAGGGCUCGCGAGAGGGUGGAGCUGAUGGUGCUAGAGCGGUCUCUUCCUCAGCCCCUGGCACCGAUGCCUCUGCUGCUGUGAGGAGCUUCCUUGACUCCCUUCGAGGUCAGUCAGGCAUCUCUGGCGGGCAGCAACAGCAACAAAGUGCCGAUAAAGCGUACCCUUACCUUAACCAUCUGCUUCCGACCUCUAUUACGGUACCAAUGAUCGAUUCAGCCCCGGAGGAGUUUGCCGAUACGUUAAUCAGCUUCCUACCGCCUGCUGUCGUCGUUCUUGCAAGUGGCUCUGCCAGUGCUGUUGAUGGCAAAUCAGACCCACCAGCUGCCACUGUGGAAGCUUCCAAGGCAUCUCUCUCACUCGACGACAAGCGAACGCUGUUGAAGAAGGUGUUGCGAAGCCCUCAGUUCAACCAGGCUCUGGCAAGCCUCACCAUGGCUAUUCGUGAUGGUGGCUUGCCUAGCAUUGCCGAUGCUCUUGGUGUCAAGGUGCAGGAUGGCGGAUAUCUACGGGGUAGUGGCAUGCCCUUGGGUGGCGGUCAGGCUGUCGAGGCAUUCGUGAAUGGAGUGAAGAAGACUGUCGAGGAGGAGAAGAAAUGA
This is a messenger RNA of Fusarium pseudograminearum CS3096, 1170 nucleotides long. RefSeq lists its product as uncharacterized. The transcript has 4 exons. Lineage: Eukaryota; Fungi; Ascomycota; Sordariomycetes; Hypocreales; Nectriaceae. The record is from RefSeq and is a predicted model, not a curated record. Gene Ontology annotation, biological process: ubiquitin-dependent protein catabolic process. Bases 1 to 1170 code for a protein of 389 amino acids. Gene Ontology annotation, molecular function: proteasome binding; ubiquitin binding; endopeptidase activator activity. Gene Ontology annotation, cellular component: nucleus; cytoplasm; proteasome regulatory particle, lid subcomplex.